UAUAUACAGCCUCCCUCCUCUCUACCCGUCUCAAAGCCAACAAGACCUAGCUAAGCCUUCCUGCCUGCCUGCCUGCCUGCUACUCAGCAACCACCUGAGAGUCAACUUAACAGAGCAUGCCGAAGGUCUACCCCAACGUGCUGCCAUCACCGGCCGAGGCACCGGCAGCGGCGGGGCCGGCGAGAGAGGAUGAGGCGACGACGCUGACGGUGUGGCGCAAGUCGCUGCUGUUCAACUGCAAGGGGUUCACGGUGUUCGACGCCAAGGGCAACCUCGCCUACCGCGUCGACAGCUACGACGCGGAGCCGGCGGGCGCCGAGGUCGUCCUCAUGGACCCCGCUGGCCGCCCAGCCUUCACCGUGCGCCGCAAGCGCCUGAGCCUUGGCAAGCAGUGGCUCAUCUACGCGGGCGAGGAGGCGCGGCGUCCGGUGCACGCCGUGAAGCGCGGCGGCGGCGGCAAGUCGAUGGCGCGCGUGGCGCCGUGCGCGGGAGGAGGCGCCGUGGCGUCGUACGAGGUGGAGGGGUCGUACGCGCGGCGGCGAUGCGUGGUGUACAACGGCGAGCGCCGGGCGGUGGCGGAGGUGCAGCCCAAGGAAGCUGUCGGCUCGGACGUGUUCCGGCUGGUGGUGCAGUCGGGUGUCGACGUGUCGCUCGUCAUGGCCGUGGUGGUGGCGCUCGACCAGGUAUUUGGGAGGCCAUCUUUCCUCAGGAGCUGGUCCCCGUGGAUACACUCCAACAAUUUUAGCCCAAUCUAGUCGACUUUUUGCCCCUUUUCCUUGGGGUUGUGAAUUGGGAUGGUGAAUUCGAUCAGCGUCGGCAUGGGAGCAAAUCAUGCUUGUUCCUUCUUGCCUCAAUUGCCAGGCCAAUUGAGUACGAGUAGUUUUUUUUGUGCAUCACAUGAAGUCCUUCUUGAUUCUCUUUUGGUUUUCACACCAAAAGCCAUCAGUGAAUCUUGUAAAGAGGGACGGAGAUGUAAAUAUCUCAAGAAAGAAAAAAAAAGUUUUAAAACAAAGCUUUCUCAAGGACAAGGAGAUGACGUCUUGUCCUUUGUGAACUA
Messenger RNA from Phragmites australis (common reed), 1057 nucleotides. Its product is annotated as protein LURP-one-related 8-like. The transcript has a single exon. Bases 117 to 755 code for a protein of 212 amino acids. NCBI's taxonomy places the organism in Eukaryota, Viridiplantae, Streptophyta, Magnoliopsida, Poales, Poaceae. The record is from RefSeq and is a predicted model, not a curated record.